AUGUCGGAAAAUAUAGAACUAUAUUCUUUUUCUAUUAAUUCCACAGUAGAUAGUGAGAUUGAAGAAUACCAUGAAAUAAAUCAAAAAGGUAAAAAAGGAACAGACUUGACGGAAUAUUCAGCAAAAACAUUAAAACACGACGACUUUUUUACACAAGUCGAUGUAAAUACCGGUAAUCAGAGUAACGAAAAUAGAGGUAAAGAUAAAAAAGAUAAAACAACGAAUCUAAUGGAUAUCAUAACUUUUGAAUUGGCGUCGACAGCAGUGCCCAUAUCUUCAAAUAUUAUGACUUUUGUUGAUAAUAUUGCGGAACAACAAAGUAAUUGCUUAUUAAGAAUUCCUUGGAACCAGAAGCUACAUAAACCCUUCCAGCCGCUGCACUCAGUUUCUGAAUACAGAUGGGGGCGAAAAUCUAACAUGGUAAAUCUAUGUCCCGUAUUCCCAAGAGUCCUCGAUAGCGCUGUCUCCAAAACAACGAAUAUACCUGUACAAUAUACUGAGCCAAUAUUGUUCAAAAAUUUUAUUUCAAAUAAUAUAAACAAAGACACCGAAACGGCGCCAAAAUUUUUAGACAUAACCAUUGAAAGUUUAAAAUUUAAACACCAUCACACAUAUUCUAUAGAAAAAUUACUCAGUGUUAAACUUCUCGAAACUUUAGAUGAAUAUAAUGCAAAACAGAAAUUAAUAGAGGAAUUAGCGAAAGAGAUUAGAAUUAACAGAGAGACAAAAGACAAUCUUAAGCUAGAUCUUAUAAAAGUUAGUCCAAAUAAAAAUGCAGACAUACGAUUCGACGACACUGUCAGGAAAUAUACAGCUAAGUUGCUAAUAUCUAAAGAGAAAUAUUUAGACACAUUAAAGACUAGAAAACAAUUGAUUCAUAAUAUUAUAGUUCUAUGGUCGGAUAUAGAAAUGAUCCGAGAAAAAACUGAAAGUAUUACUACGCCUUAUAUAUUGCACAUAGAAACAAAAUGUAUGAAUGAUACGGAAUAUGAAGAAGAGUGGGAUCGAGUUUUCAAUAUAGAAUUUACGGAUUUACUUUGUAAAAUGGAAUAUGAGUAUGUUAGUAAAUAUAUUGAAUAUAAAGAAAUGAAAAAAGAUCAAAACAUAGAAUAUUCUAGGAGAAAAAAUCUAAGUAAACCCAAAUUAGAAGUUAACCAAGAUGUAUUAAGAGAACAGGCAGAAGAAAUUGUGAAUUAUGUUCUAUUGAGAGAGACAAUAGAAUUUAAUUUAACAGACGAUGCAAAACUUUUAUUGAAUAACAAAUCUGGGAAAAAUAAUUUGCUUUACACCUACUGUCUUGCAAUCUUCGUCGAUGAUGUUUUUGUAUGUGAAUCAGAACAAUGUGCUAGUAAAGAUAUUUCUAGUGUAGAGUUCAAUGAAACGUUUUCUAUACAAAUAAUAUCAGAUAAUACCACGCUGACUAUAGUUUUAUCAGAAAAUAGCGAAGGUGCUGCAUAUUUAAAGAAGAAGUUAUCAGAUAUUAAAAAAUGUUACGUUCAAACUGAUUUUGUAACAGAAAAUUUUGUAUAUAAAGACAUUGUAGAACCCAAUACUAAAUCUGUCGGUAGUGGAUUUAAUAUAAAAGAAAUAGCCAAACAAAAUAUGAUAAGACUUAAAAGUAGCAAUACGUUCGAAGGAAAACUGUACACAAAUUGUGAAAUCAAUUUAAGAAUUGGCUGGAAUGAAAAAUUAAGCAAUAGCUAUACUGAAAACAUAAAAUCUUCAAUGGAUAUAGGAAGAAAGCUCAAAAGACUAAUGCAGGGUAUAGAUAAACCUAAUAUAGACAUACUUGCAGAUAUCAUUGGCAAAUUAUAUGAAAAGGAUAUAGAGAGAGAUGACAAAAUGAUGAAUAUGCUGAGAAAUGUUUGCAAACCCGAUGAUAAAGUUGAUGAUCUGUUUCCUUUCCCUGAAGAAAGUAAACCAGAAUAUGUAAGAUUGAAAUUGUUACAUUUGAGAAACAUUGGGGGAUUUGUUAAUGUGGAAAAUAAAUUGGUUCCUCUUCAUGGUAGCCAGAUUUCAACAGAGCAAUUGAAUUGUCUGCAAAUAAGUGAGGAGAAGGAAUUUGAUAUUGAAUAUUUUCAUAGUAAAAAUGCGGACAUGGAUCCUCUUGAAAUGCAAAGGUUUAUAGGAGCUAAGUACGUACAGAAAUUAAAUAAAAACAUGCUGAGAAAUCUUAAUGAGCACCUUUUGAAGAAAACACACAAAGAUGUCGUUAGAGAUUUCAAAAGUUUUAGUUUGAGGAGCAUUAUUGCAAAUGAAGCGAAAUUUAUAACACUAGCGACUAUAUCGAGCAGCACAAAGCAGCAGUUUCUUAAUGAGUCAUUGUACAAAGAACAGGAGGUACAGGUUACCGUGAUAAGGGCUUUCAAUUUACUAGAUAGGAAAAAUAUAAUCCUCGGUGAAGAUAACGAGUCAGAGGAUAAAAUUGCAGGGUAUAAAGUACGUCCUCUGAGGCCAUUUGUCAGGGUGAGCUAUCAUGGCGUAUCGGUUCAGACUGCCACUGCUAUCGGCAGCCAUCCAACUUGGAACCAGACUGUUAAAAUCAAAGCCAGACCUGAUCCACUGUCGUCCAUAUACAUAAAUAUUUACGAUGAGUACAAAGCGAAUAUAGGUGAUGGCUAUGCUGAAGAUGAGAGCACUCACAGCAAGACGGUACACUACCGGUAUUACAACAAAUGGUUGGGAACACUUCAUGUGCCUUUGUACGCUGUGUUCACUAUGGGCAUGCUACGCGGUACCUUCAAAAUAAACUCUCCACCAACAAUAUUCGGGUAUGAAACACUAUGUCGAACGAAAGAGCGUACACAAUCUUUGAUACCAGAAAUAACCCAACUAAUGAAAAAGGACACAUCUUUCAUAUCCCUUCAAAUAACCACAAACCUCUCCCAUUUAAGUGGGUUACAGGUAUACAAUCAACCGAUACCGAAUGGUCCUGAUGACGAUUACCUGAUAAAACACUUGAACAAUUUUGUCACAGAAUAUCUGAAUGAUUUUCCAUCAAGAAACAUUUCUCUAACGUUCGUAGACAGUGCAGGACAUAAUAAAUGUGUAACGCAGUUUUUGCAACCAAUUCCAUUGCCUGAUUAUGAGUUCUUUCCUAAAAACCCCAAGAACAGAACUGGAUCCGCGAUGUCGAAGAGCUCGGGAUUUUCUAAAAGUUCUUCGUCAAAAAAUAGCGGCGACAAGAGGGAUGAUAGAGGAUCGAGUCAAACAGUUAAUGAUGAGAGAGAAUCCACUUAUGGCACGAGAGACGGGAGCUGGAGGAGUGGAGAUAGUCAGUUGACAAGACUGAUCAACGCUGCAGUCAGAUACGUAGCAUUAAUACCGACGUAUGAAGUUACAGAAUCUCAUGUUGUCACUUUGUUGGGAGUGGAACUCCUAAAAGUUUUGUACGGCUCUCCUCUUGACCACAGCAUACUUUUAGCCAGCUACUUCCUCUACCUAGGCAUAAAAUGUUGGAUAGCUAUCGGAGUUGGUCUUCCACGAGGCCAGACCAGUUACGUCCUUACCAAAUAUGAUAUGACAAAUCGAAGAAUUGUUUUGUUAAAUGAUCAGCUGCUUAAGAAGGGUUUGCUGCAUCGCACGGAAGGGUACCUGUGGUACGUUCAUGACGCAACUAGCGGGGAGAGGUACGAGUUGAGAGAUGUCAGUUGUCCGCUGAAGACUGUGGAUUAUGUGUUCGACAACGAAAACAUUUGGGUGAAUGUACAAACGUCUCAAGAAUGUGAAAGCGUAUCAUUUGAUUUUUCAAAAUCAUCGAAUUGGCAGGCUGUGUUUGACAAAACUGUAUUCGUAAUGAGACAGCCAAUAGUGAACGACUCGAUGCUGUACAGCUCUCCGCCGGAUGUGACCCGACUGAGGGAAGCUCUGGAGAAUAAGAUUAGAACUAAGAUACAGAAAUGGCGACCACACAUGAAGACCAUUUGGAACAGAUACUGCAGCGGAUUGUUGCGCGAGUUGCUACCUUUUUGGGAGUAUUGGACUUUCAACCCCACAGAACCCAAGCCCGGGUACAGUCAAAGGAUGAAACAGCUCAUGGUUACUUAUAGGAUAUUCGGUUUCCCGAUAAACAUGCCGUACGGGAAUACAAAAUCGGUCGUGUCACGCGUGAAGUCAACGGCUGCACACAUGAACGACGACCCUAACGCUGAAUUUGGACUUGCAGUGGAAGUGUACGCUUACCCUAACAACGUUCUUAGUGUAUGGGUGUUUCUAACUUGUAUUACUAGGAUAUAA
This is a messenger RNA of Achroia grisella, 4236 nucleotides long. RefSeq names its product protein CC2D2B (gene Cc2d2a). Gene Ontology annotation, biological process: non-motile cilium assembly; protein localization to ciliary transition zone. Gene Ontology annotation, cellular component: ciliary transition zone. NCBI's taxonomy places the organism in Eukaryota, Metazoa, Arthropoda, Insecta, Lepidoptera, Pyralidae. The transcript is spliced from 11 exons. Bases 1 to 4236 code for a protein of 1411 amino acids. The record is from RefSeq and is a predicted model, not a curated record.